Molecule: messenger RNA, 669 nt
Organism: Cornus florida
Lineage: Eukaryota; Viridiplantae; Streptophyta; Magnoliopsida; Cornales; Cornaceae
Product: FCS-Like Zinc finger 17-like
Exons: 2
Coding region: 72-551 (159 amino acids)
Source: RefSeq, a predicted model, not a curated record
UUCACGACCCUCAUCUCUUUAUCAAACUCUAUCUAUCUCUCUUUCUCUCUCUCUCUCUCUAGAACAUAACAAUGGUACUUCCAGUGAGCAAGUGUGUAGGGCAUGCAAGCUCAUACAAGAGCUCAGUGGCUGAUGGGUUGAGAAUUCUUAUACAGAUCUCACAGGACAAAUCCAACAAUGUUGUGAUUAAACCAAGUUUAAAAUUGAACAAACCCACUUUUCAAUUGAAUCAAAUCCCACCCAACUCUCUUGAUCAAUAUUCUUGCUUUCUAAAAUCAUGUCAUCUAUGCAGAAAGAGUCUCAGCCCAGAUAAAGAUGUCUACAUGUACAGGGGUGAUCAAGGUUUUUGUACCAUAGAGUGCAGGAACAGGCAGAUUUAUCUGGAUGAAAUGAGAGAAAUUGAAAUUUCAACCAACAAAAUUGUGAAAUCUUUUAGACAUGGUCAGCACACAACUGGCCGGUGUGAGACUCUCGACCUCCUGGAGGAAUUUCGGCAGCGGCGCAACCCACUCUCUCGUGAGAACAAUCCAGCAAUAUUCUCAUAUAGCUAAUACCAUCUUUGUAUUUUUCAUUAUUAUUAUUUUUUUUCAAAUGAGUUUUUGGAGAUCUAAAUGUGGAAUUGUGUUACACAUAUAAUUACUCAUGAUAUAAAGAUAAAUUUUAACCCAA